Molecule: messenger RNA, 1094 nt
Organism: Morus notabilis
Lineage: Eukaryota; Viridiplantae; Streptophyta; Magnoliopsida; Rosales; Moraceae
Product: transcription factor MYB14
Exons: 3
Coding region: 127-960 (277 amino acids)
Source: RefSeq, a predicted model, not a curated record
UACAAAUUAAACAUAUCGAAAGAAGAAGAAUCACUGAUAGAUCAGUAAGAAACUAAUUAAAAUCAGUUUUUUUUUUCUUUUUUUAUGUCCGAGUGAGAGAGUAGGAGUACAGAGACAGAGUUCGAGAUGGUGAGAGCUCCAUUUUAUGACGAAAAUGGAAUCAAGAGAGGCGCAUGGAGUUCUGAAGAAGACGAUAAGUUGAGAGCUUAUGUUGAAAGAUAUGGCUACUGGAACUGGCGUGAACUUCCCAAAUAUGCUGGCCUACAAAGGUGUGGGAAGAGUUGCCGACUCCGAUGGAUGAACUACCUUCGACCAGAUGUCAGACGUGGGAAUUAUACGGCCGAAGAAGAAAGUUUGAUCAUCAAGUUACAUGAAGAACAUGGAAAUAAAUGGUCCUUGAUUGCUGCAAAUUUACCAGGAAGAACCGACAAUGAAAUAAAGAACUAUUGGCACACUCGCCUAAAGAAGCGCAAAACUCAUAAUAAAACGCCAACAAAAUCUCAAUUAAGAGAAUUAGAUCGAUCUUGUGAUGAGUCUUCACAGCUGUGCCACAGCAAUAACGGAGAAACGUCAGAAGCUGAGAGUAGCAUUAAUCAUAGUCAUAUAUUGGAUAAUCAUGAUCACGGCGCUGAAGUAGUCUCUCCGGCGGUGCCGAUUCUCGAGAGUUCUCAGUCUCCCACAGACACAAGUACUGAUACCAGUGGAUCCUCUCUUUUCAUCAGUCACGCCUAUUCUUCUCAAUCUUAUACAGACUAUCCCUCUGAAAACAAUAAUUAUCAAUCUUCAUCAUUGGAAGCAUUUUAUCAAGAGUACUACACCGCCGGAUCGGAUUUCUGGACUCAGCCGUUUCUGUCCAGCCAAAAUGACGAUCAGUAUUCAACAUGCUUUGGGGAUGGGGGAACUUCAUCCUCACAUCUUUCAUUCUAUGAUGAUGGCAUGGACUACUACUUCUACCAAUAACACUACGUUCUGAGGCAAUUAGGAUUUUAAGAACUAUUGAUCAUAUUAUAAUUAUAGUUCAACUACUAUCUAGUUUAUGUGUUGUAAAAUCAUGUAGUACUUGUAACUUGUAAGUAAUGGUCUAUAAAAUCAAG